Messenger RNA from Eimeria necatrix, 3743 nucleotides. RefSeq names its product guanylate binding protein, putative. Gene Ontology annotation, molecular function: GTP binding; GTPase activity. NCBI's taxonomy places the organism in Eukaryota, Apicomplexa, Conoidasida, Eucoccidiorida, Eimeriidae. The transcript has 18 exons. The annotation marks the transcript as partial. The record is from RefSeq and is a predicted model, not a curated record.
AUGCCGGGCUCACGGCGAGGCUGGGGGGAGGAUGACCAGGAAAAGUGCUACUGGAACCUGGCGGAGAAGCAGAGCCGCGGCAAGACUGGACUCGGCUUCAGCAGCAGCAGCAGCAGCAGCAGCAGCAGCAGCAGCAAGGACUCUUUAUCUAGCAUGUUUGUCAAGAGUGUCCAGAAAGUCUUUGUAUCUGGUGGCAAACACAGCAGCAGCAGCAGCAGCAGCAGCAGGCGACGCCGCCGGCACCGCAGCAGCAGCAGCAGCAGCAGCAGCAGCAGUCGCAGCAGCAGGAGCCGCAGCAGGAGCCGCAGCAGCAGCAGGCGGCGCCGGAUCAAAAGCAGCAGACACAGCGGGAGCAGCAGCAGCAGCAACAACAACAGCAGUAACAGCAGCAGCAGCAGCAGCAGCAGCAGCAGCAGCAGCAACGCCCGCGCAUACCUCCGCAGCAGGGUCAGGAGCCGCAGCAGCAGCAGAGAUCGCCGCCGCCACAGCGGCAGCAGCAAAUGGGCACAAGACAGAAGCAGAAGCCCGGGGAGGCUGAGCAGCAGCAGCAGCAGCAGCAGCAGCAGCAGCAGUAGCAGCAGCAGCAGUAGCAGCAGCAGCAGCAGCAGCAGGAAUGGCAACAGCCAAGCGGAUGCAUUAGCUGCUCUGAAGGAAAAAAUCUCGCGCCGUCUCCAAGAGAAGGAGAAAGAAAAGGGACUCGCUGGAAGCUCGCGGCGACCGCUGACCGCCGAGGAAGGGCGUUUGCAAAAGCUAAAGACAGUGCUUGACGAGGAAGUGGAAAAAGCAGCAAAAGGGCCAAUGAGUUGGCGAGAUGAUUUUGCUGUUGCAGCAGAAGGCAGCAUGAGAGCAGCAGCAGCUGCUGCUGUUGAAGAAGACAGCGAAUUCUCUUUUGCGGAUUUCAUUGAUAAACACAGACACGCAAGGAAGACAGCUGUGGCUGCGGGAGAAGAGGCGAGCCACCUCGAUGCAAUUUUCGGCAGCGGCCCCGUAGAGCACAAGACAAUUCUUGAGGAGAGGGAGCCGUCGCCCCCUCAGCUGCAGCUGAGCAGCCGCAGCAGCAGCAGACACCGCAGCAGCAGCAGACGCCGCAGCAGCAGCAGACGCCGCAGCAGCAGCAGACACCGCAGCAGCAGCAACGAAAGAAGCAGCAGCAGCGGCGGGGACCGAAACGCCAGCAGCAAGCUGCAGCAACAGCAGCAGCAGCAACAGCAGCAGCAGCAACAGGGGCGGCAGUUCUCAAGAGAGCCUUCCCAACCAGCAGCAAAAAGCCAAGCAGCAGCAGCAGCAGCAGCAGCAGCAGCAGCAGAAGGUCCAGGGCUGCAAGUGAUGCUGCUGUCAGCAGAGGCAAUUCUUUCAGAAGAGCAGCAGCAGCAGCAAACUGCAGCAGCAGGGUCUUCGGGCCUGCCCAAGUGGAAGCUCAAGCUGCUGCAGCGGCAGCAACCGCAGCACACCUUUUUAGCGGAAAAGGGAAAAUGGAAAAUUAAAAUAAUAAAGUCAAACAUUAAAGACCAAAUAAAACUGCAGCAGCAGCAGCAGCAGCAGCAGCCGCCGCCGCCGCCUCAGCAGCAGCAGCAGCAGCAGCAGCAGCAGCAGCAGCAAAGCAUCAGCAGCAGCAGCUGGUGUUGCCUCGUUUGCUUCUGCGCCCGCAGCAUCGCAGCUCUUUGGGUGGCUCAAGUGCUGCCGUUUGCUGCUGGGCAGCAGCUGGGCUGCGGCUUGCGCAGCAGCUCUGCUGCUGCUGCUGCUGCUGCUGCAGCAGCUGCUGCUGUUGCCAGCAGCCUCUCGGCCAGCACUCGGCUAGCUGCUGUCGGCAAGGCGGUGCUGCAGCAGCACCAGAGCCUCUACGACUACCUCGAUCAGCUGCUGCUGCUGCUGCUCUCAGCUGGAGCAGCAGAAACUGCAGCGCAGCAGCGAAGGCAGCAACAGAAAGAGCAGCCGCAAAGGCGGCAGCAGCAGCAGCAGCAGCAGCAGCGGCAGCAGCAGCAACGGCCGCAACAGCAGCAGCAGAAAUCAGCCAGCAGCAACAAAAAUAAAGCAGCGAGACCUCUGCAGAUCGUGAUGCCCAAUGAACUACACACCGGGUUUGUGAUCAACGAGGAGGCUCUGGCGGAGCUGGAGGAAAUUCCAGGACCCAUUGCUGUGAUCGCCGCUAUGGGUCCGAUUCACUCUGGAAAGAGUUUUUUGCUGAACAGUUUGCUGAAGACAAGCCCAGCAGCAGCAGACGGCAGCAGCAGCAGCAGCAGCAGCAGCAGCAGCAGCAGCAGCGAGGGUUUAGGGUUUCCCGUGGGCUACACUGUGGCCCCCGGCUCUUUGGGCCUUUCCAUUUAUUCCAAACCCUUAUUUGUGGACAGGCGCACGGGAGAGCUGCUGUCGGAGUCUGCUGCUGCUGCUGCCGAAGCAGCAGCAGCAGCAGCAGCAGCAGCAGCAGCAGCAGCAGCAGCAGCAGCGGGUGGCAGCGGCUCUGGCACGAGCGCGUCUGCGGGCUCCGCGCGCACUGCAGCAGCAGCAGCAGCAGCAGCAGCAGCAGCAGCAGCAGCAGCAGCAGCAGCAGCAGCAGAGGCCCCCGUGGACCUGCAACUGCUGGAGGACUUGACCAAAGACGCAAACCUCUUCGCCUUGAGGACUCACGCCAGGGCUCUUCAGGAGGGUUCCCAGCAGCAGCAGCAGCAGCAGCAGCGGCAGCAGCAGCAGCAGCAGCAGCAGCAGCAGCAGCAGCAAGCAGCAGCGGAGAGCUCCUCCGCGCUGCUGUCGCUCCUCAGCCCCUGCUGCCUUUCCUGGGUCGUCCAGGACUUUGUUCAGCAGUGGCUGGAAAAUUUGCUGCUGACAAAUCGGUGGCUGACGCCGCCCGAGGCUGUGGAGGCCAAAGAGCGCGAGGCGCAAAACAAACACUCGCUGCGGUCGUUGUAUUCGAGCGUGGACUGUUUCGCGCUGCGGGCCCCCACGGAAAAGGGUUCGCUGCUGCAGCGUUUGGAUUUGCUGCUGCCAGCAGAUGAAGACCCUUCUUAUGCUGCUGCUGCUGCUGCUUUCAAGCAGCAGCUGUUUGCUGCUGCUGCUGCUAACCCGAAGCGCAAGCUUGCUGCGGGGCAGCCGAUGCUCUCGCUGCACCAGCAGCAGCCGCUGCAGCAGCUGCAGCAGCAGCAGCAGCAGCAGCAGCAGCAGCAGCAGCAGCAGCAGGUUUUUAUGUCGGGCAGGGACCUUGCGGAGCUCACGCGCUUUCUUGUUGCUGCAGCAAAUGCAAAUAUGUUUGGAGACGUCCAGGUCUUUAUGAACCACUUCUCCACCGUCAGAAGCGCGAUGGCGAAGAACGACUUGCUGCUGCUGUUCACGCGGGACUUGAGUCGGCUGCUGCAGCGGGAGCUGCCGCUGCUGCCAGACGAAGUUGCUGCUGCUGCUGCUGCUCUCCGCAGCAAAACUUUGCUGCUGUGGCAGCAGCAGGCUGGGGCUGAGGUGUCUGUACACCGCGCGGAACUCAACAAGCAGCAGGACCAGCUCUUCAGAAAGAUGGACGAAAUCGUCGACAAGGCUCUCCAAACGGCGAACAAGCUGGUGGGCUCUUUCUGCCGAACUGCUGCUGAGGCGCAGCUGUCUGUACAGCGCGAAGCAGCAGAGCAGCAGCUGCGGCAGCUGCCGGUGGCUCCCAAAGAGCUCACGGAGUAUUCCAAUUACCAUCAGCAGUUAGUUGCUGCUGCUGCUGCUGCUGCUGCUGCUGCUGCUGCUGCUGCUGCUGCGGCUCGUGGGGAUGGGGG